UUUCACGGAUCAGAUUAGUCGUUGUCUGGAUAUUAACGAGGAAGACCAAACCCAUGGACUUUAACAACUGCGGCUUCAUUGAUCCACAGGCUCAGUUGGCUGGAGCUUUGGCCAAGCAGGACAUCCGACAGUUCGUUGCUGCCCUGGACAGCGGGGCCCUGGCCGAUCUACAAGACGACCGUCAUACCAGUAUCUACGAGAAGGCACUCUCAACACCAGGUUGUCGGGACUUCAUAGAAGCCUGCAUCGACCACGGUAGCCAGGUGAACUACAUCAACAAGAAGCUGGACAAGGCCGCGAUCAGCUAUGCGGCCGACUCUAGGGAUCCAGGAAACCUUGCGGCUCUCCUUAAGUACCGCCCCGGAAAACAAGUCCAGGUUGAUAGAAAAUAUGGGCAGCUUACUCCACUUAACUCACUUGCCAAGAAUCUCACGGAGGAAAAUGCCCAAGAUGUGCACUCCUGCAUGCAACUCUUGCUGGACUACGGCGCCUCGCCGAAUAUCGUAGACCAGGGCGAGUUCACACCCUUGCACCAUGUGCUGAGAAAGAGCAAGGUGAAGGCUGGGAAGAAGGAACUGAUUCAGCUCUUUCUGGACCAGCCGGAGUUGGACAUCGAUAGUUACCGAAACGGAGAGGUGCGCAGACUGCUGCAGGCGCAAUUUCCGGAGCUUAAGCUGCCGGAGGAGCGUCAUACCGGGCAGGAAAUUGACAUCCAAACCCUUCAAAGGACUUUACGGGACGGGGACGAAACACUGUUUGAACAGCAGUUCGCUGAGUACUUGCAGAAUCUCAAAGGCGGGGCGGAUAACCAACUAAACGCCCACCAGGAGGAAUACUUUGGACUGCUGCAGGAGAGCAUCAAGAGUGGCAGGCAGCGAGCCUUCGAUGUCAUUUUGUCCACUGGCAUGGACAUCAACUCGAGACCAGGCAGGGCCAACGAGACCAAUCUUGUAGAGACGGCCGUGAUAUACGGUAACUGGCAGGCGUUGGAGCGACUUCUGAAGGAGCCAAACCUGCGACUUACUCCAGACUCUAAGCUACUAAAUGCAGUGAUCGGCCGUCUGGAUGAGCCACCGUAUGAUAGCUUCAGCCACCAGCGCUGCUUUGAAUUGCUCAUUAAUAGCGAUCGCGUAGACAUCAACGAAGCUGAUUCCGGACGCCUGGUGCCUCUGUUUUUCGCCGUUAAGUACCGCAACACGAGUGCGAUGCAGAAGCUCCUGAAGAACGGUGCCUACAUUGGUUCGAAGAGCGCGUUUGGCACACUACCCAUCAAGGACAUGCCACCCGAGGUUCUCGAAGAGCACUUUGACUCUUGUAUCACCACAAACGGCGAGAGGCCUGGUGAUCAGAACUAUGAGAUCAUCAUCGAUUAUAAGAACCUUAUGCGCCAGGAGAGAGACUCCGGAGUGGGAAAGACUUCAGAUGCUCUCAAUCAGCUGCACGACGAAAUGGCCCCGAUCGCCUUCAUCGCCGAGUCGAAGGAGAUGCGCCACCUGCUCCAGCACCCGCUGAUCUCGAGCUUCCUAUUCCUCAAGUGGCACCGACUUUCCGUGAUAUUCUACCUGAACUUCCUGAUAUACUCGCUUUUUACCGCCUCCAUAAUUACCUACACGCUCCUUAAGUUCCACGAAAGCGAUCAAAGGGCUCUUACUGCAUUUUUCGGAUUGCUCUCCUGGCUGGGAAUCAGCUACCUUAUAAUACGGGAGUGCAUCCAGUGGAUAAUGUCUCCAGUUCGGUACUUCUGGUCUAUAACGAAUAUUAUGGAGGUGGCUCUUAUUACACUAUCUAUCUUUACCUGCAUGGAAUCCAGCUUCGACAUGGAGACGCAGCGCGUCUUGGCCGUAUUCACCAUCCUACUAGUCUCCAUGGAGUUUUGUCUACUAGUGGGCUCCCUGCCAGUGCUCUCAAUUUCGACGCACAUGCUGAUGCUGCGAGAGGUGUCAAACAGCUUUCUAAAGAGCUUUACCCUCUACUCGAUCUUCGUGCUCACCUUCAGUCUGUGCUUCUAUAUCCUCUUCGGCAAGUCAGUGGGGGAAGACCAGUCUAAAAGCGCUGAGCCGGGUCCACCUAUGGAGAAGAAGGAGGAGGACGAACAGGGCUUCAACACAUUCACCAAGCCUAUCGAGGCCUUGAUCAAGACCAUUGUGAUGCUGACAGGCGAGUUUGACGCCGGAAGCAUCCAAUUCACCAGCAUCUACACCUACCUGAUUUUCCUGCUCUUCGUGAUCUUUAUGACGAUAGUGCUGUUCAACCUUUUGAACGGUCUUGCAGUGAACGACACCCAAGUUAUUAAGGCUCAGGCAGAACUGAACGGAGCCAUUUGCAGAACCAACGUCCUUAGUCGGUACGAGCAGGUUCUCACUGGCCACGGACGCGCUGGUUUUUUGUUGGGCAACCAUCUCUUCCGCAGCAUCUGCCAACGUUUGAUGAACAUCUACCCGAAUUACUUAAGUCUGCGUCAGAUUUCCGUGCUGCCGAACGAUGGAAACAAGGUGCUUAUUCCAAUGAGCGAUCCCUUCGAAAUGAGGACCCUUAUGGGCACCAAGAAGGCUAGCUUUCAACAAUUGCCCUUGAGUGCUGCAGCGCCCCAGAAGAAGCUGUUGGAUCCACCGCUAAGACUUCUGCCCUGCUGCUGUUCCAUGCUCACCGGAAAGUGCUCCCAGAUGAGCGGCCGGGUGGUCAAACGGGCCCUCGAGGUAAUCGAUCAGAAGAACGCGGCGGAGCAGAGACGGAAACAGGAACAGAUCAACGACAGUCGACUGAAGCUGAUCGAGUACAAACUGGAGCAAUUAAUACAGCUGGUCCAGGACAGGAAGUGAUGGAGCAUGUAUUUCGGUAGCUUUAGUAUUUAUGAGACUAAUCAACCUUUUAGAACGAGUUGCAUUUAACUUGCAGUUUAAAGAGCCGAGUUAGUCGGAAAUUGUUUUUAUUAACAUACGAGUAAUGAAAUUGAACAAAACCCUUAAUAAUUGUCAGUAAGUAAGUAGUAUAUAAUGGUUAUAUAGACAGUAAAUAUUGUAUAAACGAAUAUCAUUACUGUACCAUUUGUACCCGAAUAAAUAUUUAAUUUCAAAUGUUA
Molecule: messenger RNA, 3079 nt
Organism: Drosophila sechellia
Lineage: Eukaryota; Metazoa; Arthropoda; Insecta; Diptera; Drosophilidae
Gene: pain
Product: transient receptor potential cation channel family member painless
Exons: 4
Coding region: 54-2819 (921 amino acids)
Biological process (GO): monoatomic ion transmembrane transport
Cellular component (GO): transmembrane transporter complex; membrane
Molecular function (GO): protein binding; monoatomic ion channel activity
Source: RefSeq, a predicted model, not a curated record